CCGCUAGUAUUUAAAUGUCCAAUGCCUGGACCUAGUGCAAACUACGUCCCUUUCUCCUCACUUUCCCUUCAAAAUAAUUUUGACCAUCGGAAUGAGAUUACCCUCGUAUAGAUCAUCCUACAUGCAUCGUUACCACCCGUACCCUCGGAUGGGCCAGCGUAAAAUUUCAAUGCACACUACUGAGGACAACGCUUUGUUGCAGAUCGACAACCACAACAUCGAAUACGAGGAUACCCUCGAACCCGACGCUCUCCCUGGUAAUGACGAGCAAGAGGAAAAUCCCCCGAAUCUUUUAGAAGCAGGCGCUGGAUUUCGCGUCAGGCGUCGGAAACUGACGACAUUUAUCAUCGUCGUUUUGUUAUUCGUAGUAAGGAAUCUCGCUUUCAACGCCCAGUAGUCGCGCCACGUUUCACAUCUUUCCCGGUUCACAUCUUCACCGUCAUUUGUCAACUCUGUCAACUUGUAUAUCACCACUUGUAUAAAUGUAACAUACACUUGCUUAC
Molecule: messenger RNA, 503 nt
Organism: Suillus subalutaceus
Lineage: Eukaryota; Fungi; Basidiomycota; Agaricomycetes; Boletales; Suillaceae
Exons: 5
Coding region: 92-397 (101 amino acids)
Source: RefSeq, a predicted model, not a curated record